GCUGUGUUUCCUGUUUCCGCGCGCUGCUCAUAACGGUGGCCUUUUUAUGGGACAAACACUAGAAAUAGCAUAACGGCCGGGCGGCACACACACAGACACACACACAGGCAUACACACAGACACCACCAUGCCCACGGCACUGAUCACGGGUGCAUCUCGAGGCAUUGGCCUGGAGCUUGCACAUGCCCUCGCUUCCCGCGGUUACACCGUCAUCCCCACAGCUCGCACCCUUGAAAAGGCAAAGGGGGUUGCCGCCAAUGGCGACGGCUUUGUGCCGCUUGAGCUGGACGUGGAGAGCGACGCCAGCGUCGACACGGCGGCGGAGCGCACAAAGGCAAUGGGCAUGAAGCUGGACGUGCUCAUCAACAACGCAGGCGUCUUCCCCAUGCCGUGGUCGCAGGAGGUGUUCGACAAGGCAAUGAAUGUCAACCUGCGCGGGCCCGUGCGCACGAUGCGGGCAUUUGCGCCGCUGUUCACCGACGGUGCGCGCGUCAUCAACGUCUCGUCAGGGUACGGCCGCCUCACCCACAGCUCCCCCGCAUACCGCCAGACCAUCACCAACUGCGCGACCGUGGACGAGGUGCUCAACAACAUCAAGUUUGAUGCCAAGGAUGAGACCAUGAAGGGGACCAACCACCCGGCAUACAAGAUCAGCAAGGCGUGCCUGAACAGGGUGACGCAGAUCAUGGCUGACGACCCAGACUUUCGUAGCCGCAACAUCAAGGUCUUUGCCUGCUGCCCUGGAUGGGUUCGGACGCAGAUGGGUGGCCCCAAUGCCACGCGGUCCAUCGCCGAGGGCGCCGCCUCCGUCCUGGCGCUCGUGGAGCCAAAGGACGAGCACGUCUCUGGCGGGUUCUAUCGCGAUGGCGAGCCCAUCUCUUUUGAAUGAACACAAAGCCUGGCACUCUUGUGUCUGCCAACACACAGCACACAGGCUGACAUGACAUCCCUGCUUUCAACCACACACAUACACACACACGCACUGACUAUGAUUAUGCUUCUGUUACACAAUACAUGCGGGAUGAGACAAGGCGGCGUGCACUGUCGUUCAUGUCAUGCAUGAGUACACACACUGUCCUCUUUGUGCCCGCAACAACACAAGAAGCAAACGAAG
Salpingoeca rosetta is the source of this 1114-nucleotide messenger RNA. RefSeq names its product short-chain dehydrogenase/reductase SDR. The record is from RefSeq and is a predicted model, not a curated record. Lineage: Eukaryota; Choanoflagellata; Craspedida; Salpingoecidae. Bases 128 to 889 code for a protein of 253 amino acids. The transcript has 4 exons.